AGGACACCAAAAAAAAACAUUGUCAAGUCUUUGUUUUCUCUUUUCUUUUCUCUCUUCCAAGUUUCAAGUUUCAAAGGGAGUAAGAAUUUGGAAUUACAAAACUAAGAAACCUCCACUCAAACCAAGCAUCAUUUGAAGAGUUGUCUGUCUACCGUCAAGCUGAUUCCCUCACACAAGUACGGAACUAGAGCCAACGUCAGAUUAAGAAUGGAGUAUCAAGAGCAACAUAACGUAGAGGUCAGAAUGGAAAUAGAGGAUUUGAAGUCAAGUAUGACCAAGCUCACUGAAAUGCUGCAAGUUUUGAUCGCUAGAGGGGAACCGCCUCAGAAGACUGUCAUUGUUGAAGUCCCAAGUGCUGAUGUUGACCCUCAACCCACUCAACAACCACCUUCUAUAUGGCCUGAGUUUGGUUUGCCACCUGAUUUUACUCCUCCCUAUGAGAAGACUCCUGGUAUUGGUCAAUCAUCACGACCUGUGAUGGGUCAAACUUCAAACCUAGUUAUUCGUGCUCCUAUCAUGACUGAAUCUCAGCCCAUUGUGCAUACUGUUGCUCAACAUGCUUAUGAGAAUCCUUUAUUUGAAUACCAAGAUGCCAAUUCCCAGAAUGGAAGCCAAGGGGAUGCUGGAGAUAUUGAAGAUGUCAAAGAACAGUAUCAGACUCUGGAAAAGCGAUUGAGAGCCAUGGAAGCAAUAUAA
This is a messenger RNA of Vicia villosa (hairy vetch), 696 nucleotides long. RefSeq lists its product as uncharacterized. The record is from RefSeq and is a predicted model, not a curated record. The transcript is spliced from 3 exons. Lineage: Eukaryota; Viridiplantae; Streptophyta; Magnoliopsida; Fabales; Fabaceae. Bases 208 to 696 code for a protein of 162 amino acids.